AUGGGGGUCACAAAUAACGGAUCGAAGAUUUGGGUUAGAGUGGCAAAAAACAGACAUCCUCAUCCUCAUCCUCAUCCUCAUCCUCCUACUCAUACUCAUACUGGGAACAGAAACGAAAAGGGUGUCAUCGCAAAAAUAUCGAAUAAACCAAUAACAGAUUAUUAUGCCAUACUUGGCUUAAACCACUCGGCUACUUGUGAAGAUGUGAAUAGGUCUUGGAAAAGAUUAGCUUUGAUCUAUCAUCCAGACAAAAAUCCCGCAAACCCAGGACCACCCUCGUCUGCAUCUACAUCUGUGUCUGCGUCUACGUCUACUUUUGACGGUAGCUCGCAAAAUCUUGUCAAAUCCAAUUCCAACGGCGAUGUAAAUGUACAUGUCGAUAUACGAUCAAUCAAUGAAGCUCGAACUAUCUUACUCGAUCCUACAAAAAGAGAAGAAUGGUUAAUCCACUAUAACAGCAACUACAAUUCGACGAACGGUCAUGAUAUACCUAUUCAAGAUGGACCUCAUGUGUUUAGACAUAUCUCAUUAGAUGACUUCACCCCCCACCACUUAUCAAGUGAGCAAUCCGAGGAAGCCGAUUUGACUAGUGAAGGACCGGUGAUACCGAAUGAAGGGUUAGGGAAUAUCGAUAAAGAUCAAGAGCGAGAACCUGAUUACUUUACUCAUCCUUGUCGAUGUGGAGGCACGUUCAGAAUUACUUUACAGCAAUUAGAAGAAGACGUUGAUGUUAUUGGAUGUGAAGGCUGUGGAGAGUGGAUAAGGGUAGGAUACGAAGUUAUUGAUGAGGACGAAGAAGAAGGUGAAGGGGAAUGA
Messenger RNA from Kwoniella shivajii, 816 nucleotides. RefSeq lists its product as uncharacterized. Lineage: Eukaryota; Fungi; Basidiomycota; Tremellomycetes; Tremellales; Cryptococcaceae. The record is from RefSeq and is a predicted model, not a curated record. Gene Ontology annotation, molecular function: ferrous iron binding; ATPase activator activity. Gene Ontology annotation, biological process: positive regulation of ATP-dependent activity. Bases 1 to 816 code for a protein of 271 amino acids. The transcript is spliced from 3 exons.